This is a messenger RNA of Thermochaetoides thermophila DSM 1495, 2400 nucleotides long. RefSeq lists its product as uncharacterized. Lineage: Eukaryota; Fungi; Ascomycota; Sordariomycetes; Sordariales; Chaetomiaceae. The record is from RefSeq and is a predicted model, not a curated record. The transcript has 2 exons. The coding region runs from base 1 to 2400 and encodes 799 amino acids.
AUGGUUCGCCGUUCCGCGCGCAUAGCCAGCCUGCAAAAGAGCCCCGAGGAAUCGUCGCCGGUUCCCCCCAUUCAGGAGCAGGAAGAGCCUUUGCUCGAGCUGCCGCCGCCUGUUAAGCGCAGACGCGGCAGAGCGAAGCGAACUGAGCCCCAACCUGCUGAAGAAACCAAGCCCGCCGAGCCUGAGCCUGUUGAGACCAAGCCAAUCGAGGAGCCAGAAAUUCCCGAGAAAAAACAACAGAAUGAUGUCGAGCCGCCUGCACCGUGUGCGCCGUCCCCAGUCCGGGUUCCAAAGACACCUGGCGGCUCGUCUCCCAUGAAGCCGCCCAUGUCGGAAAUGCAUCCAAGCAAGGUUCACCCGACUAUGGGCCCUCCUUCGUCUGCUCUGCGUCUUGGGUUCACCGACAUCAAGCCGGCGGCAAACCGCGGCGAUGGUCUUCCGGCCGUUGCACAAACGACCCCAUCCAAGGUUACCGUGCCCUCGUCAGCCUUCACUUUCCGCAUGACGCGCAACACUCCCACUGCCGCAGCCAAGCCAACUACUGCCUCUGUCGAUAUUAGUCUGAGCGAUGAGGCUCUGAAGAUGAUGGGCGAUAUCCGCGAGCAAGCCGCUAAGCUCAAGGAGGAUCUGCGUGCGCAGCAGGAGGCCGAGAAGACCGAGGAAGAACUGACAGCUGACCGCAAGAUUGCUCGUGCCAAGGGCAAGGCGGGCCGCUUCAGUGCCGCUCACAUGGCCGAGUUCAAGAAGAUGGACUCUAUUGAAAACCAUCCCUCCGUUCUCCGAUAUCAUCCAGACCGUCUUGCUCACAUCGGCCCGCUCAAGCCGGGUGUCAAGCGGACCCAAGACAAAGCCAAUCUUGACGAAUCGGAGUCGACUCGUCCCAAGCAGGCUACGCCCGGGCUCAGGUCAGCCAAGAAGGAAGCUCCUGCUGCUACUGCUGAGCCACCGAAUAGUGUGAAGCGCCCCCGUCAGCACAAGGACGAAGAUGUGACGAGUAAACGUCCUUCGUCACGCGACGGCAGCUCCAUCCCAGCUCCCAAGUCCGUGUCGGGUAUUCCUCGGUCCAAGCCGACUCUGUCCUCUUCUCUCCUGACUCCGACGAAGGCUUCUCUCGCUCGGACGUCUACUGUAACCUCCAAAACCCCUGCCCAGAGCUCUCUGAUCAAGUCCCCAUCGAAGCCGACCGUCAGCCUCUCUAAGCCAGCCCUCAGUGGUAUCCCGAGAUCUGCUACGACGAGCAACCUUCACUCUCCUAGCAGGAUUUUCCCUCCAAGUGCUAAGCCUGCUCCAGCCAAGGCUGCCGAGAGCAACGAGAAGAAGACUACUCUGGUUCCUGAAGCUAAGGCCACACAGGCUACGGAGACCAAGGCUACCACUGAGGUUAAGCCUGCUCCAGAGGCCAAGCCUACCACUACUACGGAGGAUGUCAAGAGCCCGUCGAAGUCCCGCUUCGAGAAGAUGGGUCUGGACAAGAUGAAGGCCUUGCUUCGGGAUGCCAAAAUGAAGAGCGCUCUCCCCGUGCCUGCCUCGCUCACGUCCAAGACUCCAGCCCCGGAUCGCCCAGAGAAGAGUGCUCUACCCGUGCCUUCCACCACACCUGGCCGCAAGCUUGCCAAGCAGGUGUCCUUUACUCCUGAGACACAGCGCGCUGCCAUGACGCAGAACUCACCGUCUCCCAUCAAGUCCUCCAACAUUCCUCAGCUGCCCAAGCCCAGAGAGCUGCUGGGAGAAGUUUACUACCCUUCUCUCGAUGCUUUGCUCGCCGAGCAGGAAGCUGCUGGCCCGCGCCCGCUCCCCGAGCCUCCUGCCAAGGAGUCGCCCAGCAAACCCACUUCUUCUACUGCCGAACCCGUCAUCAGCGAGUUCACCUUCCGCAGCGAAAAGACCAUCAGUCUCGGCUCGUCCCCCGGCCAAGCCACCAUCCGCCCUGUCCGGCCCUCAAUCCUCCCCACGGAGAAGCUCCCUGUCGUCGAAGCCGUCGUCUCAACCAGCACCAGCCCGAACAAGGAGAAUGUGGCCCCUUCGACCAUUCAGAAGCAGCGUAGCGUCUUCCUUGCCCUGCCGCAUGGCAUGUCUAACAAGAAGCGGCACCGUCCGACCUCGGAUGAGGAGGAUGCGGAGAAGGAAGCUGCUGAGCGCGCUGCCAAGAAGCAGAAGAUGGAACUUGUGCCGGAGGGCGAUGCCCUACUUGCGCCGAGGCUUACUGCCAGCGUGAUGAAGAAGGGUCCUGCUGGAACAGUGACGACGGGCGGGUCGCCUAGCAAGGUUGUGCCUGCUGGUAGCCCGAAGAAGGUCGAACUACCUGGUCAUACGCCGGCUACGCCUAGCCCGAUUAAGAAGAAGACUAGUAUCUCGCUGAGUCGGCUGAGUGCGUUGGCUAGGCCUAAAAUGAGGAAGUAA